Messenger RNA from Raphanus sativus (radish), 1997 nucleotides. RefSeq names its product cytochrome P450 72A13-like. Gene Ontology annotation, molecular function: heme binding; oxidoreductase activity, acting on paired donors, with incorporation or reduction of molecular oxygen; monooxygenase activity. The record is from RefSeq and is a predicted model, not a curated record. The coding region runs from base 200 to 1810 and encodes 536 amino acids. The transcript has 4 exons. Lineage: Eukaryota; Viridiplantae; Streptophyta; Magnoliopsida; Brassicales; Brassicaceae.
AAUCAAGAACAUUUGUUGAAUUUUCAUCAGCCACACGUAGGAUUUACUUGAGGCAUACGCUUUUUUUUGUGCAACAACUUGAGGCAUACGCAAAUCAACAAUAAAAUUGACCUAUAUAUACAUAAACAUUUUUAUCUGGCAACUUCAUAUCAGUAAAAGAAGAGUAGUACCGAAACUCCAUUAAAGAACUGAACCAGUGAUGUCUUUUUCAAUAGUAGCAGCAGCUUUGCUAGUGGCUGUGUUGUUGUGGACAUGGAGGAUCGUGAAGUGGGCCUGGAUAAAACCCAAGAUGAUGGAGAGUUACCUGAGAAGACAGGGACUCGCGGGAACACCUUACACUCCUCUAGUCGGAGACAUGAAGAGAAAUAUUAAUAUGUUGAUGGAGGCCAGAUCUAAGCCCAUGAAUCUAACGGAUGACAUCACUCCACGUCUCCUUCCUCUUGCCUUGAAGAUGUUAAACACUCACGGAAAGACUUUCUUUAUAUGGAUUGGACCAGUUCCAGCUGUCAUGAUAACCAAUCCAGAGCACAUCAAACAAGUCUUUAAUAAAGUUUACGACUUUGAGAAAGCUGCUACGUUCCCUUUGGUCAGGUUGUUAGCAAGUGGGGUCGCGAGCUAUGAGGGAGAUAAAUGGGCAAAUCACAGGAGAAUCAUCAACCCGGCUUUUCACCUCAAGAAGAUCAAGAACAUGGUCCCUGCGUUCUACCACUGUUGCAGCGAGGUUGUCUGCCAAUGGGAGAGUCUAGUUUCGGAUAAAGAAUCUCCUUGUGAGGUAGAUGUAUGGCCUUGGCUUGUGAAUUUGACUGCAGAUGUGAUCUCACAUACUUCUUUUGGAAGCAGCUACAAAGAAGGACAGAGAAUAUUUCAGCUCCAAGGGGAGUUAGCUGAGCUCAUCGCACAAGCUUUUAAGAAAUCUUACAUCCCUGGACUAAGGUUUUACCCAACAAAGAGCAAUAGAAGGAUGAAAGCAAUAGACAGAGAGAUUGAUAUAAUACUGAGAGGUAUUAUCAGCAAAAGAGAGAAGGCUAGAGAAGCUGGAGAGGCAGCCAAUGACGAUUUGUUGGGGAUACUGCUGGAAUCAAAUUCAGAUGAGUCUCAGAGAAAUGGAAUGAGCGUAGAAGAAGUGAUGAAAGAGUGCAAGCUGUUUUAUUUUGCGGGACAAGAGACAACUUCAGUACUUUUGGUCUGGACUAUGGUUUUAUUAAGUCAUAACCAAGACUGGCAAGCUAAGGCACGAGAGGAAGUGAUGCAAGCACUCGGUGGUAAUAAUAAUAAACCAGAAAUAGACUCCCUUAGCAACCUUAAAGUGGUAAGUAAACCAUCUAUCACCUUCUCCUGCAUUCAUAGUUACCAACAAUCACAUGAAGUUUUGAUUUUCAAACAGAUGACUAUGAUCUUCAAUGAGGUAUUGAGGCUAUAUCCUCCAGUGGCUUUGCUUAAAAGAGCUGUCAACAAAGAAAUGAAGCUGGGAGAGCUUACUCUCCCGCCUGGAGUUCAGGUUUAUAUACCAACUGCACUUGUCCAUCGCGACCGUGAGCUUUGGGGAGAUGAUGCAGCUGAGUUUAAGCCAGAGCGGUUCAGAGAAGGGCUCUCAAAGGCAACAAAGAACCAGGUCUCCUUCUUCCCCUUUGGAUGGGGACCAAGGAUCUGCAUCGGUCAGAGUUUUGCUCUGCUGGAGGCAAAGAUGGCAAUGACUUUGAUUCUUCAGAGAUUCUCCUUUGAACUCUCUCCUUCUUAUGUUCAUGCGCCUCAAACAGUCAUGACCACUCGUCCUCAGUUUGGAGCUCAUCUCAUCCUGCACAAGCUUUGAUUAUGUGUGUUGCCAUCAAGUGUGUCUGUAUAUGAGUCUGUAACAAAAGCAAAUCUUAGAAAGACUUGUUUAUUACUUUAGGUUAGGUUUUGAAGAUUUCAAUUCAGUCCAAGUCUAAGUCUAAGGUCGUUUUCUAGUGUUGCUGAAUUAUUAAUCUUGAAAAGUCUAUAAUACAAAGCCAAUUUCA